Molecule: messenger RNA, 366 nt
Organism: Clonostachys solani
Lineage: Eukaryota; Fungi; Ascomycota; Sordariomycetes; Hypocreales; Bionectriaceae
Source: the annotation of a GenBank genome assembly
AUGGCUUCGCUCGAGAACCACGAGCCUAACUGGCAUGGUGAUCUUCGCACACCAUUCAUCGGCGGCAAAUACAUUGACCCCAAGUCUGGGGCACUGCAAACAAUGAUAGACUACGUUAAAGAACAUGACAGACCUAACUUUUAUCUAGGCCCACCUACUGUUGAUAUCGUCGUCCAGAACAUUCAUGCAGCUUUGAGGCUCUUAUUUAAGAGACUGAAGUUGGCAAAAGAGAGAAAACUCGAUAUUGAUUCGGUUAUGGCCGCACACUAUGUGAUUUGGGUCAGUCUUUGCCAUGAGUUGACGAAAGAUGAAUUUGCACAAAUUCCCGCCCGAAUGGCCAACAGUCUUUGGGAUGAAAAUCAGUAA